AUGGCGGCUCUAUAUGGCCUACCAGGCGACAUGCACCAUACUUACAUCGACCUACACCAGGCAUAUGGCGAUACAGUACGCAUUGGGCCCAACUGUGUGAGCUUGGCAGGCCUCUCGGCCAGAGCGGCCAUCUACGGAAUAUCGAGGCCAAUCUUUCCCAAGUCUGACUUCUACCUACCCUCUCAAGCCUCAAUAGCUGGCAAGACGUACACCAAUCUGUUCAACACCACCGGUGAGGAUUUCCACACUGCCAUCAAGCGACCGGUCUCUCGGGCUUAUGCGAUGACUACGCUGCUUGAGUAUGAAUCGUUUGUGGACGCCGUGACCAAAACCCUCCUUCGACAGCUCGUAAUCCGGUACACUAAUACAAGAUCCUAUGAGUCGAAAUGCCAUUUAGACAGGUGGCUGAAAUACUAUGCUUACGAUGUUGUCGGCCAGAUCACAUUUGGUCAGUCUCUCGGAUUUCUCGAGCUGGGACCAGACGCAGAACCUGUCAUCUCGCAGCUACGACCGCCACGUCUGGGAAUCGCUGUCAGCCAGAUGCCUAACCUGUAUCAAAUGGUGCUGAAGCCUCUAAGGAAGUGGACCCGUCAGACCCCGCCAACGUCACCCGUGGUCGAGUUCACAGUGGCAAGAAUGAAAGACAGAGCGGCGACCGGGACAAAAGAUUCACACGACCAGCGAGACAUGCUGAGCCGUUUUCUGAAGGCUCAAAAGGAUCAGCCGGAUUUGAUCGACGAUGUGCGUGUCACAAGUUACGCCACUAGCAACGUCAACGCAAGCGCCGACACCACCGCGAUAACACUGUGUGCUGCGUUCUACUAUCUCUUGAAGAAUCCUGCCACGAUGAAGGAACUAGAGGAGGAAAUCAUUGGCGCUGCCGAAGCCGGAAAGAUUUCCUCCCCUUGUGUAUCAUGGACCGAGGCUCAGAAACUGCCAUACUUGGAUGCAGUCAUCAAAGAAGCGUUGCGCAUGCACCCGGCAGUGGGUAUGAUGCUCGAGCGUGUGACGCCUCCAGAAGGUGUCACAAUAUAUGGGCGAUUCUACCCGGGAGGUACACUCUUAGGCAUUAGUCCCUGGGUAAUAGCGCGAGAUAGAGUCAUCUAUGGUGACGAUGCCGAUCAGUGGCGUCCCGAGCGGUGGCUGACGGGCGAUGCGGACAGACAGAGCAAGAUGGCGGGUGCAAGCUUGACCUUUGGUGGUGGUACCCGAACGUGCAUUGGCAAAAAUAUCAGUUUACUGGAGCUGUAUAAGGUGAUCCCAGCAAUCAUCCAGAUGUUCGAUGUGUCGCUGGUCAAGCCAAAAGACGAGUGGAGGACUGUCAACGAGUUCCUGGUGUCGCAGGAAGGGUUAGAAGUUGACAUAAAGCGUCGUUCGUAG
Messenger RNA from Cyphellophora attinorum, 1380 nucleotides. Its product is annotated as Pisatin demethylase. Gene Ontology annotation, molecular function: iron ion binding; oxidoreductase activity, acting on paired donors, with incorporation or reduction of molecular oxygen; heme binding. Lineage: Eukaryota; Fungi; Ascomycota; Eurotiomycetes; Chaetothyriales; Cyphellophoraceae. The coding region runs from base 1 to 1380 and encodes 459 amino acids. The record is from RefSeq and is a predicted model, not a curated record. The transcript is spliced from 2 exons.